Molecule: messenger RNA, 1539 nt
Organism: Lichtheimia ornata
Lineage: Eukaryota; Fungi; Mucoromycota; Mucoromycetes; Mucorales; Lichtheimiaceae
Exons: 3
Coding region: 1-1539 (512 amino acids)
Source: RefSeq, a predicted model, not a curated record
AUGGCUUCUUUACUUCCCGUGAACAAUGUUGUACGUGGUAGUCCAUCAGCAUCAGACACCAAGAAGCGAGUUGACUUUAUUACGGAGUUGCCAUUGGAAAUUGUUGUAUGCUACAUUCUUCCCAAGAUCUUGGGGAGCGUUUGCACUCUUCCUAAAGGAGUGGCCUGCUUUGAGUGGCUUGCAAAACGUCUACGACUUCCUUCCUUAAAGGAUCUCACACUUACAGUUACGCGAGCACCAUUGUUGAUGCCUCCACAAGUCAUGGCGACUGGGCCUUCGCAUUCUAGUGCUAGUAGCCACGCAAUGCCAGAACCACUGCAUUUACAUCACCUUCUUGAUCAUUGUCCCGCACUUGUCGAAUUGAAGAUUGCAUCCAAAGAAACCAUCUUUAUAGCCACAAGCUCACGUCUCUCUGCUACGUAUCCAAGCAUACGUCACCUUGAACUACGCUAUGCAUCCCCUACUGGUGAAAAUCCACGCAACCCCUUUAGUAUCAAGUAUCAUGUUUCUCCAGCACUCUUUAAACAUUUUCCACGUUUGCGUCUAUUGGCAUUAUGGUAUCCUCAGCCUCGCUAUCAUGACAUGCAAACGAUUUUCGGAUAUUGCCCAAUGUUGCAACAGCUGUUUCUUGGAGGAAUUCAGAAGCAUUCGGUCCCAGAGUGUACAACCUCUCUUCAAAGGGGUUUACGAUUACUAUCUUUGCAUGGUCCUUCAUCUCAAGGGAAUCUCAUUGCACAAUUGCUAAGGGAUCAUUCAACCACAAUCAAAUCAUUGGCUAUGGAAUGUGUUGGUGCUUGGCCAUCAUCUGCCCCGAUAUUGAUAAACGAUCAUGUGUUAUUUCCACGCCUUCAAUCAUUGCAUCUUCAUCGUCGUAUGAGCCGCCAUCCGAUGGCAUUUAUUCGAGCCGUAAUUGGACAAGCACCAAAUCUCGAAUCUAUCAACGUUGAUAAUGGAGGGCUACAAGGGGAGAUAUUGGAAACCUUGAUUGGUAAACCGGUGCGAAGCAUUGAUCUUGUAUGCACACCAUGGUCCAACCCUGCAAGUGCACUUAAUUUUCUUGACCAUCAUGUACAACUAGGCAUGAGGUCUACACUUCAAGAGGUCACAUGCACUAUCACCAGCGACUAUGAGUAUCGCAAUACCAUGCGAAUCAUGCACCCGAUGGCAACAUUCAAGGAUCUAGGUGGCGGAUGGAUGCUUUCAAUUGCAGCAUUACAGCAAUUGCAAUCACUCGAGCUAUCAUUCGAGGACGAUGUUUAUGAGCAGUCAUUGACAACGUUUCUACGGCUUCUUUCGCAGCGAUGUCCUUCACUUGAAAACUUGACAUUGGCGUUUUACUUGUCCUUUAAUAUUGAAUGGCUCCUUCCACUAUCCCGGCAUCCAAAACUCAAAAAGAUGGUUAUUGUGUCGAAAAGAUUUCCCAAAUACAUGACGACCCUUGUGCAGCAUUUUGCUCGAUUGCAGGCAUUUGAUCUCAAGCUGAAGUCUACUGGCCGACGCGGUUUACCAAUCGACAUACCGCUUUCUCGUUUUCUAUAA